AUGACCCAAGAAGAUUAUGAUUUCCUUUAUAAGAUUGUUUUAAUAGGAGAGAGUGGAGUUGGAAAGUCUAACUUACUGUUAAGAUUUACACGAAAUGAAUUUGAUGCAGAAAAACGAUCGACUAUUGGAGUUGAAUUUGCCACACGCUCAAUUCAACAUGAAGGGAAAGUCAUUAGAGCACAAAUUUGGGAUACUGCAGGACAAGAAAGAUAUCGAGCCAUUACAAAUGCAUAUUAUAGAGGAGCAGUUGGAGCAUUAGUUGUUUAUGACAUUACAAAAGAAAAUACAUUUAAAUCUAUUGAACGAUGGUUAAGUGAAUUAAAAGAUAAUGCCGAUCCAAAGAUUGUUAUAAUGAUUAUUGGGAAUAAAGCAGAUCUUGCUCAAACAAGAGAAGUUGAAGAAGCAACUGCCAAAGAGUUUUGUCAAAAACAAAAUCUCUUUUUCUUUGAAACAUCUGCUUUAGAUGGUACUAAUGUAGAAACAGCCUUUAAAUCACUUCUAGUUGAAAUUUUUAAACAAAAUGCAUCUGCUGUUGAAGAAAGUUCAAAUGAUAAACCAACUGAAAAACCUGAUGUAGUUCCAAUUGAACCAUCUCCAAAAGAAAAUAAAGGAGGAUGUUGCUAA
This is a messenger RNA of Entamoeba nuttalli P19, 624 nucleotides long. RefSeq names its product Rab family GTPase. The coding region runs from base 1 to 624 and encodes 207 amino acids. The record is from RefSeq and is a predicted model, not a curated record. Gene Ontology annotation, cellular component: recycling endosome. Gene Ontology annotation, molecular function: GTP binding; GTPase activity. Gene Ontology annotation, biological process: exocytosis. The transcript has 2 exons. NCBI's taxonomy places the organism in Eukaryota, Evosea, Mastigamoebida, Endamoebidae.